Molecule: messenger RNA, 2459 nt
Organism: Magallana angulata
Lineage: Eukaryota; Metazoa; Mollusca; Bivalvia; Ostreida; Ostreidae
Product: immunoglobulin superfamily member 10-like
Exons: 1
Coding region: 117-1721 (534 amino acids)
Molecular function (GO): protein binding
Source: RefSeq, a predicted model, not a curated record
CUAAGAUUACAAAUCGGCGAAAUAAAAUAAAAGAUGUCAAUUUAACAUAUUUUGAUCAGUGGGAAAAAACUACAAACUGGUUGAAUUCGUGUUUAAUUCACACUUUGUUUUUUGUAAUGGAGCGGGGAAUUGUUGCCAUUUUUUGUGGCUGUGUUGUGUUAUUUGAGAUUUCUGCUGGCUGCCCGUCUGACUGUCGGUGUUUGUUUGGGGACUCGCUUGUACAAUGUUUCGGAGGGCUGUCAGCCAUACCCUCGGGAAUUCCCUCUACCGUGAAAAACCUUUAUUUCUCCGGAACAUCUGCACAGAAAAAUUCUUUCACAAGGAUAAGGAAGAGUGACUUUGCAAAUUUUCCGAUAUUACAGCGCAUGUAUCUAGCCAAUUCUGGAAUCGAAUCAAUCGAGGACGGUGCUUUUGAAAGCCUCUCUAAUUUACGAACACUUGAUCUGUCUGACAACCAGCUUAGCUCAGUAAAAGAGGCUACAUUCCGAGGAUUGACGAAAUUGACGAAACUCGAACUAACAAGCAAUGAGAAUUGCGUGAUUGAGGAAAAUGCCUUUCAACAUGUUCCAAAUCUAUUCGAACUAUUUCUUGGGCAAAUGAAGUUAAGUAAUCUUCAGCCAUAUUUAUUUUACAAUACAAGGAAGAUUGUACAUUUAGAUUUACAUGGAAACGAACUGGUCGAAUUCGAACCCGAAGUUUUCGAGAAUUUUGCAUCGUUGAUGAGCCUUGAUUUAGUGGGAAACCGGUUGAUAGCUCUUCCCUCCUUUACGUAUCAGCAAAUGGUCACUCUGAAAAGCCUGUACACAGACGGAAAUGCGUGGCAUUGUAAUUGUGAAAUGAAUGCAUUAAAGAAAUGGACAAACAUUAAAGGGGUUGUUAUUUGUGAUUCGCCGAAAAAGCUGGAAAAUAGAAACCUUAUGCUCAUCCCAGACAGCGAAAUGCUGUGUAUCCCACCGUACAACGCAACAUGCGAAAGGACUUCGAUCAUCGUGAAUGAAACGGAACCAAUACGCGUAAACUGUCGAUUCAACGGCGGAGAUCCACGGCCCUAUCCUAUAUGGAACAAACCGAGCGGUGAAGAACUUUUAGUAAAGAACUCGACGAAUUCCUCCCACAUCGUGCUCACGGACGGAAGUCUGUUGAUUCCAUCGUCUGUCGAGAGUGAUUCCGGCGACUGGACUCUGACGGUCACGAACACACACGGAAAUGAUAUCAAAGUGGUGGUUCAUAUCGAGGUAAGAAUCAUCACCACUACCACCACAACCACAACGACCACUAGCACGACAACCACUACCACUCCGACUACCACCACUACGACCGCUUCCACGACCACUACGACAACUCCUACAACAACUCCUACGACCACCACCACUACGACCACGACACCACAACCGACCACAACAACAACAAUAAAAACCACCACAACCACAACUCCAACAAAAAGUACGACUACCAACAACGCGUCUAAAACACCGUCCAAACCUAAAGACGAUCUGGAAAAGAUCGGCGUUAUUUUGACCAUAGUCGGAGGCAGUUCGCUGCUUAUUACCUCGAUCUGUAUUGCUAUCAUGUACUUUGCGUUUUGUAAAAAACCGCCGGGACAGCCUUACUCGGGGCCAGUCAAGAAGAACAGAGUGGGGAGAAAACCAAGUUACGACUUCCGAAAAGCGGAACGAAACACAAACGCUUUCACCAUUAUUGAAACCCUAUCCGAAUUCUGAGUUGGGGAAAAGACUCCGAAUUUAUAGAAACACAAAAACAACUCGCUUUAUGUGGCAGGAAAAACGUUCCGGGUAGUGUACUGACGACAAGUUUUAUUUAUGUGUCAGAUGGUGUUUAUAACGUGGAAUUACAUUGUUCAUGUAUUUUAUUAUUGUUAAAGAUUUGCUCAAUAUACAAGUGUACUUGCUAGUCGAUAGCACAUUUAUCAUUGUUAGAAGUCCAAGCGUAGAAACAUAGACAUUCACUGUUUCAUUUAAGACGUGAUACAUUACCUAUCAUAGCAUGGUUCUACCAAAGAUUCCUCACUGCUGAAAAGUUACAAAUAUAGGUAGUUUAUCCUAAAUUCAGGAUAGGUGUAGCUAUUCAAUUACAAGUGUAUUCUUGUUCCUUAUAUGUGUUUUUAUUUACUUUUGAAAUAUUAUUUUAUGGUUAUUGAAACUAGAUUUUGCUGUUUGUUCAUUCAAAUUUUUUAAUUAUGUGUGAUUCUAUUUCAUUGUCGUAAUUUACAUGUAGAUUAUUUUAUUCAUUGUCCAAAUCAGGGGUUCUCAUUGAUAUUAUCAGCUUGAUUUCUGAGAUUCUUUGUUUCAAUCAAAUAUGUCAAUCCUUGUUUUAUUGUGUGCGCGAAAAAAAAUCCCACAUAUUACGUGCAUUGAUUUGAUGCAAAAAAUACUUUGUUUUCUUUGUUUUCUUUUAUUGUUGAUGUGGAUAUUUUCUAAUAAAUGCACAAAUUAUCAAAA